GCGGCGCGAAGUUCGCGGUCAAACAAAUACCAUUGAUCCACCACCACCUCCGGGUUUCACAACUUUCACUCAAAGCAAUGUAUCCUCCUCAAAAGGAAAAAAAUAAGAAGGAAAUACAACAAAGUGACUCCGAGGAUCAAGAAAAUCUCAAAAUCAAGAAAGCUUUGGAUGCAGCCCUUUCUCCCGGAAAGAAUAUACCCAUGAAUGCCUUCAUGUUAUGGAUGAGUGGGAACGGUGUACAAAUAUUUAGUGUUAUGAUUACAGGAAUGCUAUUUUUUCAACCGAUCAAAGCUCUCAUGAGUAUGGACAGUGUGUUUGAGCGUUACGAAUCACCUAAGACAAAAUCUCAUUUAAUUUGGCCAAAAAUUGUUUAUGUGGCAUUACAACUACUUACAAUGUUGCUUGGAUUAUAUAAAUGUUUUUCCAUGGGGUUACUACCCACCGCCACUUCAGACUGGUUAGCGUUCAUGGAACCAAAGCAGAUCCUCGAAUACUCUGCAAUAUGA
This is a messenger RNA of Acaulospora colombiana, 506 nucleotides long. The record is from the annotation of a GenBank genome assembly. Lineage: Eukaryota; Fungi; Glomeromycota; Glomeromycetes; Diversisporales; Acaulosporaceae.